AUGGGCACAGGAAAAAAGAAAAUAGAGAUCGAGAAAAUUACAAAGAAAAGUUCUAGAAUGGUGACAUUCUCCAAAAGAAGGAAAGGACUUUUCAAGAAAAAUGAAGAACUUGAAUCCUUGACUGGUUCUCAAGUUGCCUCUGUUGUUCUUUCACCCAGUGGAAAGACUUGUACUUACGGAGACGUUAACACUGCUAUCAACAGGCAUUUUUCGAACAUUGAUUGCAUGAAACAAUCAACAUCAGGGAUAUAUUUUCAUGAUUCCGAUUCUGAUGUUGUUGUUUCUAGUGGAUCCUCAGAGUUCAGAUCAUCAUUGACUCCGAGAAGGAAAAGUCUCCGUGAUUGGGUGGAGGAUAUAGAUGUUGAACAAUGUCAAAAUUUGAAUCAACUCUUAUUGUUGAAGAAGCAAUUGGAAGGAACUAAACAGAAGAUUGUUUCCAUUGAAGAUUCUAAGUCCUUUCGAGCUUUGUUUGCGUAG
Molecule: messenger RNA, 477 nt
Organism: Solanum tuberosum (potato)
Lineage: Eukaryota; Viridiplantae; Streptophyta; Magnoliopsida; Solanales; Solanaceae
Product: agamous-like MADS-box protein AGL62
Exons: 1
Coding region: 1-477 (158 amino acids)
Biological process (GO): regulation of transcription by RNA polymerase II
Molecular function (GO): RNA polymerase II cis-regulatory region sequence-specific DNA binding; protein dimerization activity; DNA-binding transcription factor activity, RNA polymerase II-specific
Source: RefSeq, a predicted model, not a curated record